AAAUGUUUUGCCAAGAAAACCCUUCUGUUCGGGAGACAGAGCUGGCUUUCUCCCUCGCCAUUCACUCUCCCUCAGCCUGUACGAAAAAUGAAAAACCAACGUUGCAGAACAAUGAGAAAGAAGUGAAGAAAGAGCGAGCAGUGGUGGACAGAGUAUUUGUUGCAAGAAUAUGUCGAAUCUUGAAAAUAAUGGUCCCUAAAACAUUUUGUAAAGAGACAGGUUAUUUGAUGCUUAUUGCUGUUAUGCUGAUAGUACGCACAUAUUGUGAUAUUUGGAUGAUUCAAAAUGGAACAGUCAUUGAAAGUGCUAUCAUUGGUCGCAGCAGGAAAGAUUUCAAGAAGUACUUGUUCAAUUUCAUCGCUGCCAUGCCUGCAAUCUCUCUGGUGAAUAACUUUUUGAAGUACGGGCUAAAUGAACUUAAACUUUGUUUCAGAGUAAGACUUACCAAAUACCUCUAUGAGGAAUAUCUACAGGCUUAUACAUAUUAUAAAAUGGGAAAUCUGGAUAACAGAAUAGCUAAUCCAGAUCAACUGCUGACACAGGAUGUGGAAAAAUUCUGUAACAGUGUUGUGGACCUCUAUUCAAACCUUAGUAAGCCAUUUCUGGAUAUAGUUUUGUAUAUCUUCAAGCUGACAAAUGCAAUAGGAGCUCAGGGUCCCGCUAGCAUGAUGGCCUACUUAAUAGUUUCAGGGUUUUUCCUUACACGUCUAAGGAGACCCAUUGGUAAGAUGACAAUCACAGAACAAAAAUAUGAAGGGGAGUACAGAUAUGUCAAUUCACGGCUCAUUACAAACAGUGAAGAAAUUGCUUUUUAUAAUGGGAAUUUAAGGGAAAAACAGACGAUUCACAAAACCUUUCAUAAACUGGUGGAACAUUUGCAUAAUUUCAUCUUGUUUCGGUUUUCUAUGGGCUUCAUAGACACGAUCAUAGCCAAAUACCUAGCUACUGUGGUUGGUUAUCUGGUUGUUAGUCGUCCAUUUCUGAACCUGGCUCAUCCUCGCCAUCAAAACAGUACCCAUUCCGAACUUCUGGAGGAUUACUACCAAAGCGGAAGAAUGUUAUUGAGAAUGUCUCAAGCGCUGGGUAGAAUAGUCCUCGCAGGCCGUGAAAUGACCAGAUUGGCUGGCUUCACAGCGCGAAUUACAGAAUUAAUGCAAGUAUUGAAGGACUUAAACCGGGGAAAAUAUCAGCGUACUAUGGUAUCGCAACAAGAAAAAGAUGGAGAUAGAACUCAAACUAUUCCCUUAAUACCUGGGACUGGAGAAAUUAUCAACACUGAUAAUCUUAUCAAGUUUGAUCAUGUUCCAUUAGCAACACCUAAUGGAGACAUUUUGAUUCGAGACCUUAAUUUUGAGGUUCGGUCUGGUGCAAAUGUUUUGAUUUGUGGGCCAAACGGAUGUGGGAAGAGUUCCCUUUUUCGUGUUCUUGGUGAGUUGUGGCCUCUGUUUGGUGGAUGUCUAACCAAGCCUGAAAGAGGAAAGCUUUUCUAUGUCCCUCAGAGACCAUAUAUGACACUAGGAUCUCUCCGAGACCAAGUAAUAUAUCCAGAUACUGUAGAAGACCAGAGGAAGAAGGGGAUAUCUGACCAGGUGCUGAAGGAGUAUCUGGAUAAUGUCCAGUUGGGUCAAAUCCUGGAACGUGAAGGAGGCUGGGAUAGUGUUCAGGACUGGAUGGAUGUGCUGAGCGGAGGAGAGAAACAGAGAAUGGCAAUGGCAAGGUUAUUUUAUCAUAAACCUCAGUUUGCAAUUCUGGAUGAAUGUACAAGUGCUGUUAGUGUUGAUGUAGAAGGCUACAUUUACAGUCAUUGUCGAAAAGUUGGUAUCACUCUCUUCACUGUAUCCCACAGGAAGUCUCUCUGGAAACACCACGAUUUUUACCUGCACAUGGAUGGUAGAGGAAACUAUGAGUUCAAGAAGAUAACUGAAGACACAGUUGAAUUUGGAUCUUAAAAUCUAUAAAGCUGCAACAACAACAGAGACUGAUAAUUACAGAGAACAUGUAGAAAGGAAAAAUACAUAGUAACUAAAACUACUUGGCUUGUUUUUAAACAAAUUAACUAGUUAGAGGAUAACCCAAAGCAAGCUGUUAAGCAUUUAUUAUUAUGUAGGAUAUUGCUAAUUGUGUAUAUGUUGGUUUAAUUAUUAAUAUGUACUAAGAAUGUCCUUAUUCUUGUGGUUAACAACCUGCCUAAAUUAAAUUGGGCUUAAAUCAAUGUAACCUGAUUCAUCCUGGGAUGUAAACCAUUUGAAGUCAGCUGAUUUGACUUUUAUGGGCCUUCCUUUCCUUCAGUGAAGAACUCUGUCAAAAAUUAGGGUUGCUACCCCUCCUGUUUCUGGCAACAACUGUGGAUUUUCACUGUCUUCUCUAUGCAUACUUCUGAACUAUCCCAUAUGGUGCACGAUGCCCUCCUAUUUUAAUAGCUACAUCCUGCUAUCCUGUACAGUGCCAGACCUGGGUAGAGGCCAAGCUUUGUGAUGGGUGUUUGUAUGUGCAGCAUUUCUGGUGCAAGGUGGGCUGAAUCCAAGUUGGCAGGGGCCUAAUUCCAUCUGCUAUUGAAGAGAUUAGGCCUCAUCUCCUGUUGGAUCCCUUGGCCCUUUCAGCCUGUCUGUCCUCAGAUCUCCUCUGUGUGUCUCUCUCCCAUUCUUCACCCUUUCAACAAAAGCAAUGCUGCACUGUGUUCUUUUCCUUUUCUGAGGAAGGAAGAGGAGGCAAGUGGAGAGAGUUGGGAAGAAAAUGAGAUGGAAGGGAACUCAACAAAAAUGAUAGUAGUAAAAAAGGUAUUUCAGGGGUCAGGGUGCUUGAAUAUUUUUCAUUUGGGGUUGUGUAGGCUCCCAUGACAGCUCUAGGAAAUCGGAGUAUGAUUUUAGUUCCCACAGCAAUGGUGGAAGAGGGAAAAUGAUUAAAAGACCAAUCUGCCUGUUGAAGUCAAAGAAGUUUUGCCACCAACAUUAAUGGGCUCCAGCAUUGGGUGCAAAGUGUAUCCUCCUAAAAUGCUUGGUAUCCCUCCUUGAAAACUUUCUGUUGCUCAGAAGCAGACUUUAAACUGUCCUCUUUGCUCCCAUUACUGGGAUGUGGUGAUGAUCGACCAUCCGAGUCUCUUUGUCCCUCUUAUUAACAUAGGCUGUAUGCCGUUCAGCUGCUGUAUAAGUUUUGGUUUUAAGAAGGUGUGAUGAUGGUAGCCUCUGUUUUGCUUUCCACCGUUUUAUGUGAUGUCGGGGAUGCCACAUCUCAAAAUUAAUUAAAAGUUGACUUCACUUCCCGAGUGCUUUUUUAGGCAAUUUUAAUGUAAAUUAGUAAAUCAUCAUUAACGGUCCUCAAACAGAGGUACAUGGAUCACUAGUCUGUGGAUUGCUGAUUUUUUUUUUUUUUUUUUUGUAUUCCAACUGUCAAACCUCAUUAAAGGACAGCUACAAAUACAUUAGAUGCUUUUCCUAAUAUUACUUUUCCAUGUAAACAGUCAGUGUAGUUGCCACAUGAUUUUAAAGAAAUCACAAAUGCAAAAAGAUGGUUUGUGUGAUCAGGAAUUGGAGACUUGUGGUCCAUGAGAUCUGUGUUGUCCACACUGUGGGGAAAAAAAAAUCCCUGCCAUACAUUCUGGUGGCUCUGUAGUGUUGCACACGUGAUGUAACAUAGGAAUGCACUACAUGAAGACAUGCACUAAAUACACAAUAAAUGUGAUCUCUGUAAAUUUUA
Messenger RNA from Pelodiscus sinensis (Chinese soft-shelled turtle), 3693 nucleotides. RefSeq names its product ATP binding cassette subfamily D member 3 (gene ABCD3). Gene Ontology annotation, cellular component: peroxisomal membrane; peroxisome. Gene Ontology annotation, biological process: very long-chain fatty acid catabolic process; fatty acid beta-oxidation; peroxisome organization. Gene Ontology annotation, molecular function: ATP hydrolysis activity; ATP binding; ABC-type transporter activity. The record is from RefSeq and is a predicted model, not a curated record. Lineage: Eukaryota; Metazoa; Chordata; Testudines; Trionychidae.